AUGACUUCCAACAGAAGCAACCUCCUAACAUUAUUCCUCUUCCACCUUCUUCUUGUCCCCACACUAGUCCAAGCUCUCAACACAGACGGUGUUCUUCUGCUCUCUUUCAAAUACGCCAUCCUAAGUGACCCUCUCUCCGUUCUACGCAACUGGAACUAUGAUGACGAAACACCAUGCUUGUGGACAGGUGUCACCUGCACAGAGCUUGGAAAUCCCAACACACCAGACAUGCUCAGAGUCGCAAGCUUGGUACUUCCCAACAAGCACCUCCUUGGUUCCGUCACUCCGGGCUUAUUCUCGAUUCCCUACCUAAGGAUCUUGGAUCUGUCCAGCAACUUCUUCAACGGGACACUCCCGGACUCGGUCUUCAACGCCACUGAGCUCCGUAUCAUCUCCCUUGGAAGCAACAAUCUCUCUGGUGAUUUGCCUCAGAGUAUCAACAGUGUCAUCAACCUCCAGCUCUUGAAUCUCUCUGCUAACGCAUUCACUGGCGAAAUUCCACUCAGCCUCUCACUUCUGAAGAACCUAACGGUCAUUUCCUUGACAAAGAACUCCUUCUCAGGCGAUAUUCCAAGCGGCUUCGAAGCAGCACAGGCUCUUGAUCUUUCUUCAAAUCUUCUGAACGGCUCUAUUCCUCGAGUUUUGGGAGGGAUAAGCUUGCACUACUUGAACUUAUCACACAACAAAGUCUCCAGCGUGAUUUCUCCAGGAUUUGCAGAGAAAUUUCCAGCAAACGCCACAGUCGAUCUCUCCUUCAACAACCUAACAGGCCCAAUCCCUACUUCCCUCUCUUUACUCAACCAAAAGGCUGAGUCUUUCUCUGGUAAUCCAGACUUGUGUGGGAAGCCACUGAAGACGCUUUGUUCAAUCCCUUCUACUCGUUCAAACCCUCCAUAUAUCCCUGAAAAUACUUCACCGGCGAUAGCAGUAAAACCCAGAACCUUGGCUCCAACAAACUCUUCAACGGAAUCACCAAACGCAAAAAGCAAGCUAAAGCCAAGCACUAUUGCCGUAAUCACAGUCGCAGACAUAGUUGGUCUAGCUAUUAUAGGUCUAUUCGUGCUCUACGUAUACCAAGUCAGGAAACGCAGACGAUAUCCAGAAUCCAGCAAAUUCAGCUUCUUCAACAACUGUCUGGAGAAAAACGAAGCUAAAAAAUCGAAUCACCAACCGAAACAACCCGUCGCGGAGUUCGAAGUCACAGAAUCACCAGAUGCAAAAUCGGCAUGCGGUUCGUGCAUCAUCUUGAACGGAGGAAGGUACGACGAGACGUCGACGUCGGAGAGCGACGUAGAGAACCAGCAAACCGUUCAGUCAUUCAAUCGAACAGAUGGCGGGCGACUGAAACACAACGCCCAGACUCAGCUUAUCACAGUCGACGGCGAGACUCGGCUGGAUCUAGACACUCUGCUAAAGGCGUCUGCUUACAUAUUGGGGACCACCGGAACCGGAAUUGUGUACAAGGCGGUGCUGGAGAACGGCACGGCGUUCGCUGUGCGGAGGAUCGAGACGGAGAACUGUGCGGCGGCGAAAGUCAAGGAAUUUGAGCGGGAGGUUCGUGCCAUCGCUAAGCUUCGACACCCGAAUCUCGUCAGAAUUCGUGGGUUCUGCUGGGGAAACGACGAGAAGCUCCUAAUCUCCGACUACGUUCCCAAUGGCAGCCUCCUUUGCUCCUUCGCCGCCACUAAGGCAAGCUCAAGCUCGACUGCUUCAUCGUCGUCGCAAAAUCCACUUGGUUUCGAGACACGGCUCAAGAUAGCAAGAGGAAUGGCUCGAGGACUAUCUUACAUCAACGAGAAGAAACACGUGCACGGUAACAUCAAGCCCAAUAAUAUUCUACUGAACGCGGAGAACGAGCCCAUUAUCACCGAUUUGGGCCUAGACCGUCUCAUGACAUCGGUGCGUGAACCUCUCACCACCACUGGACCAACGUCGAGCUCACCGUACCAGCCACCGGAAUGGUCCACGAGCCAGAAACCGAACCCUAAAUGGGACGUUUAUUCCUUUGGCGUCAUACUCUUAGAACUUCUCACAGGCAAAGUUUUCACCGUCGAUCAAGAUAUAGAUCAGUGGUCGGAAUUACCCGGUUCUGAAGCAGAAGAGAAAGGCCGGUUCUUAAGGUUGAUCGACGCUGCAAUUAGAAGCGACGUGGCUCGGCAUGAGGAUGCUGCAGUGGCGUGGUUUCGGUUAGGGAUCGAAUGUGUCUCUUCCUUGCCUCAGAAGCGACCGUCCAUGAAAGAAGUGGUGCAAGUGUUAGAGAAAAUGUGUGCUUAG
Microthlaspi erraticum is the source of this 2274-nucleotide messenger RNA. The record is from the annotation of a GenBank genome assembly. Lineage: Eukaryota; Viridiplantae; Streptophyta; Magnoliopsida; Brassicales; Brassicaceae.